Messenger RNA from Coregonus sp. 'balchen', 3929 nucleotides. NCBI's taxonomy places the organism in Eukaryota, Metazoa, Chordata, Actinopteri, Salmoniformes, Salmonidae. The record is from the annotation of a GenBank genome assembly.
CCUCCUCUUUGCUCCCACUCCAGUACUGGACUCCCAAACGUACACUGAUACACACCGUGCAUCCGGCACUAUGAAGGCUGUCCUGGCUCUGCUGAUGUUGGUGUGCCUGGCCUGCCACAGUAAGUCUCUCUGUACAUGUAGUAGCAGGGUUAUUUGAGCAACUAGAGGGGGACCAUCUGGGGGAUUCUGGGUUUUAUAAGGGGUUAUACGUUUUUUUUAAAGGGGGCUCUGAUUCUCAAACGGUGGGUCUGAAUAUAUAGUCUUUACUGGGUCAAUGUUAAAAGAUGUAAUCAGGUUAGAAAUGUUGGGUUGUUUAUCUGGUGGGUGUCAAACAAAAUGUCAAGAGCUUAGUUGGAUCACAUAACUCACAGAAGAGUCUGGGACCCAAUGAGAGUAACUGAUGCUAACACUAACCCUAGCCAUAGGUCAACACUAACCCUAACUGUACCAGGGGGUCAGAUUUCAGUUUAUUUUGUUUUAGUCAUCAUAUUGGUAAGGGUUGUGCCUUGAAGUGAAGGGCUGUGUUUACUUGUCUGUCUCUCUGUCUGGCUGGCUGGCAGUGGGUUUCAGUGUGCUCUUAUUUGUUCAUGAAAGCCAGAGGGGUUGACAGGACAGGACACAUGGACAGGGCCAGUCUGGGUUAGGUCACAGACACAGCCUUGGAGUUGCUCUGUACAUUAUCAGAUAUCAGUUUGUAUUUAUGGGCUCCCAGUUACUCAGGGACAAUGUGUGCAUGUUGAGACUGAGAGUUAGGGUUAUGUUGAGAGGUAGCCUCGAUCCAACCCUCUUGCAGAGGGAUUGCUUGUCUGUCUGUGUGUGUUGGUACAUGCUGCUUAGUCUCAUCUCAGACGUUCUCUCCUGUUCCAUGUCUAAAGGUCACGCACUGAAGUGUCACUCAUGCGUAGCGUCCAAUGAGGAUGAUUGUACUAAACAAGGAUCCACCACCUGCCCUCAAUUCGCUGACGCCUGCUCCACCAUCACAGGACAUAGUAAGUACACACCCACAAAUUACUUUCAUGACCAAAGCGUGCAGCAUUAUUUUCUACCACUAGAUGUCAGGCUAGUUCUAGGAGUCAGUUGAUCUUCCUGGUUGUAGUGGAGGACAGCACCACCAAAGACAGUACAGUAUGAAGAUAGGCUAAAACUGCUUCUCCAAUAGAAAUCCCCGAUCACACUUGUAGGCAAUGUCAAGGCGACGUUGGUUAGGUAGGCUCAUGAGGAAGACAGCUUGUCUGUCGAAACGUUGGUUAUUAAAUUAUUGCAUCUGAGCUCCUAGAGUGUGCGGCUCUCCUUUUCUUUUUCAAAGGCUCAUGCGUAGAAAGACGUCGGCGGUCCAACGGUUGUCUCGCGCCGAACUGCGCCUGUGCUGGCAAUCAAAUCAAAGGAACUUCUUCGAUAUAAAGUUGUUUUUGACGAAAAUGAAAACGUAUCAGUUUGUCACUAUCACGAGGUUGGAUAAAUAAUAUCGACUAGUUAAGACAUCUAGGUUGUGCCUUAAGAUUUUGAGAAAAUUAACAACUAAGGAAGAAUGUUUUACUUCUCUCAUUGACUUAUCAAACCCCGGCUUGGUCUGUUUCGCAAGUGUUCUCGAAAGUCUCGCAAUGUUGCGCCUCUGGGUUUAGAAACUCUGUGGCAACACCAUCAGCACUACACAAUCAGCACUACACCACAGAUGGAACAAGGAGCCAGAUGUUUCACCGGCUGUAUAAAUCUGAAGCAUCCGGAUAGAAUUUCCACUCCCCACCAAAUAUGGUGCGAAGAGGAAGCCCAGUGGCAUGCAGUGUAGAAUGGCGCGAGAUAGAUCUGGGCCAACAUUCUGCAGAUUUUGUCAUCUAAGGAAAGCUCUCAAUUCAGUUUUCUGUUCCCAAAACUAAAAUAUGUUACGAACAGAGUGCACUAAGUUUUGUAGACGUGACCCUUUGCCAAAGUUUCUACAAAUGGCGUUGUUUACAAGGAGUGCUAGGGCGAAAUGAGUUAUAGCACACGCUCACUUCACAGCGAUAGCGUUCCCUAAUGAAAAUAUGCAAAUACCUGAUAGAACGCGCCAAUAGGAUCUCGCUAGCUCGUGCUUGGCUCUGCCCACCUUCUUGCUUGUUCUGCCAACUAUGAUUAAUUUGCUCCCAUUGAAAACGACACAGAUGAACUAUCUUUGACUAUACACUGCUGGAAAUAGAGCACAGACAUACAAGUGCCGAAAUCCACAUCGACCCCUAGACCCUGCCUCCUAUAGGGACUUCUGUAUAUCUGAAAUGAUUAGAGUGCAAAAAUAUUAAAUUCAGCAAAGAUCUGCAAGGUAUACUUUUUAGACUUCAUCAUUCCCCCCAUUAUCAGUGUUCUAGCUACUGUGGAACUGAUAUGAACACAUCUUGAACACAUCUUGUACAAAACAGAUUUUAAAGCUAAAUAAACAUGAGUCUUUAUGCUACUAUACUAUAUCACACACUAAAUCAAUAACCACGCAAAUUCGAUAAUAGAGUAGAUAUGUACGUAUUGCUCUCUCUUUUGUCAGCGGUCGCUCUCCCGCUCUCUCCGUGCCCUGUAAUCACUGUGUCCUCAUCUCUCAGGUUUCUGGAUAAAUUCUCAGCAGCUUUUAUCAACCACAACCCUCUGUGUCUGAGUGGGGGGGGAGUUGGUGGGUAGAUGGGAAGGGCGAGGGCGAAGAAGGGCAGAUGAAAGGAAGAGGAGAAGAGUAGGAAGCCAUGAUUCAACAGGGUUGAAAUAUAAAAUAAAACGAACUCUCCUUGUACAGCUGCUCCAUACAUGUUGCAAAAUAAAUGGGAAGAGAUUUUUGAUGUACCGAUUCCAUGGCACAUGGUUUUUGAACUGAUACAAAAAACAACACUUGAUUCAACACUUCGAGUUUUUCAAUGUAAAUUAUUAUACAAAAUUCUUGCAACCAACAGAAUGCUAUAUAUAUGGAGCAUACAACAAUCUCAGCUCUGUAGAUUUUGCUGCGAAGAGACAGGAUCAUUUAUUAUGGUAUUGCCCCUAUGUAGCUUGUUUCUGGUCACAGGUUCAUGAAUGGUUAAAAAAAAUCACAACAUUCACUUAAAUUAAACCUACAAAUAGCAGUGUUGAGCGAUUUGGAAAGCAAUAGUCAAUCAAUCAAUAAUAUAAUGAUACUCGUAGGAAAGGUUUUCAUCUUUAGCUCACAAUCUGUGCAUACUAUGCAAUUAGAAAGGUUCCAAAUAUAUGUAAAACAUCACAGCACAAUUGAAAAAUAUAUGGCACAUGGAAACCAAACGAGGGUGGUCUAUGGUGAUAGGUGGGAUGGGCUGAGAUUGGCUGAGGGGUGGGAUUAAAGAGUUUAUGUUCGGUAAUGCAUUAUUGUUAUGUGAUUGCUAUAUAUAAAAGUACCAUGUAUGUAAAAUGUGUAUGUAAAAUGUAUGUAUAUGUAGCUGAAAAGCUGUAAAAACAAAACUAGAUGUGUCCUCCGAAGAGGACAAUAAAACAAUCUCCUUCCUCACACCUUUCCUCCCCUCUUUCUCUCCCUCCCUCCCUCCCCACUCCUCUCCUCCCUCCCUCCCCACUCCUCUCUCCUCCCUCUCUCCCUUUCUCCCCACUCCUCUCUCCCUCCUGUGUUUCAGACACGGUGAUGAAGUCAUGCUCCUACAAAGCGUUCUGUGAUAAGGCCCACAGUGGCAACUCUGGAGCCAAGAUGGAGUGUUGUUUCACUGAUGACUGCAAUGGGCCUCAUAAGGGCCACCAGCACGGGGAGCACAAAAACACAGCUGAGGCCCUGGGAGCCAGCCCUGUUCUGCUACUUGGGGCUCUGAUGCUCCGCAUGGCCCUCAGCAGGUUCUAAACUCCUGAUCAUAAAUAGAUUCAUCCCUUUACUAUCCAUCUAUCCAUUUAUUCAUUAUUUCAUACAGCCCUACCACAAAACCAUUUACCGAUCCAUCCCCUCGGAGUGAGUCUGCAGAAUGCUG